GUUUCAACGAGCAGAACGUACAAUUUUGAUGAAAAUUAAUUCGAGAGCAAAAUGCAUUUUUUCUUAAAUAAAGCCAAUUAUUUCGUUUUAUUAUUGAUUUGUGUCCGAUUAAGUACCCAAAAUAAAAGAGUUAAACGAAUUGUGGGUGGAAUAAAAGCCGCACAACCACCACCAGAUGAUCCAGUCGUAUUUACACAUCUAUACAGUCAUGAUGCUCGCAUUGAAGGAUAUCGUAAUGCUAAUGGUUUAUAUUCAUUUUUGGCGAUUCCGUUUGCCUAUCCGCCAAUCGGUAAUGAUCGCUUUCGACGUCCCCGUUUCAAGCGACUGGAAGGAGAUUUCAAUGCAACCACUUAUGGCAGCCCAUGUCCUCAGCCCGAUUCCGAAGGAUAUAUCGUUGGUUCGGAAGAUUGUUUGUGGCUCAAUGUCUAUACGCCGCAAAUGCCAGAUGAGACAACUGGCUUGCCAGUUAUUCUGUGGAUACAUGGUGGUGGUUAUCGUUAUGGUUCAGCUAACCAAUAUACAGCCGAGUCGCUUACAUCAAAGAGUGUGAUUUUUGUACCGAUUCAAUAUCGAUUGGGUUCGCUAGGAUUUUUGGGCGAUGGAACUACUGAAUUUUCUGGAAAUGCAGCGCUUUUUGACAUGGCUACUGCUCUACGGUGGGUUCAUGAGUAUAUUCAAUUUUUUGGUGGUGAUCCCAAACAGAUAGUGGUCAUGGGACAAGGAAGUGGAGCACAAGCGGCCACCUAUUUAACAACAACACAACGUUCAUCACGUGAAAUGGUCAGUGGGGUGGUUGCUAUGUCCGGGUCACCCUAUGCACCGAGUGCGGUCGACAAUACGCCAAUGCAAACAUCCAAAGAAAUUUUAGCAAUAAAUAAUUGUCAGAAAGAAAAUGAAACCGAAAUUGUUAAAUGUAUGAGAAAUAGAAACUUUGAAGAUAUAAUUCGAGAUGAUUCAAAAGUUCAAGUUGAACGAUUACAAGGACAAAAAGUGGUUCGAUCGAUGAACGGAAAUGUUGGUUAUGAACCAUUAAUUGAAGGCAAAGACGAUCAACGUUCACUGCCGAAAUUUUUAGAAGAGGAUCCUCGAUAUGUUAUCGGAAAUGGUACAUUCAAAAAAGUGCCAUUACUCACCGGCGUCACACGUGACGAAACCGCCAAUGCCAUUGAUAUUAAAAAUAUUGAGAAAAUUUUCACAACGACAACCAAAUUUUUGGAGUCCGUGGCCAAUGCAAUGAUGAAAAAUGGUUUGCUUGGAAAAGCUAUUAAUACUCAUUUACCCGGUGUUGAAAAAGUGUUAUCGCUCAGUGAAUAUCUAAAAGUGCCGGAUAAAUUCAAUGUAAUGCAGAUAAUGACAAAAUUAACGGAAGCAACAACAGAUGCUUUAUUUAAUUUACCAGCCAUUUUAACAGCACAAACAUGGACCAAAGUGGCACCGGCUUAUUUAUAUAGUUUUGAACACAUCGGACAGAGCAGUAAUCGUGGUUCGACAUUUUUGGCCGGUCUUCCAAUAGUCGGCAAUAAACCUGCGAAUAACACAGUUGCACAUGGCGAUGAAUUGGCCUAUUUAUUUGAUCCUCGUGACAUUUUUGGCAAACAAUUGAACAAUUUAAAACCAUUAGAUGAAACGGAUAAAAAAGUUCGUGACAUCUUUUCAAAUAUAAUAACUCAAUUUGCUUACUUGAACAGUGGUCAAGGUGUAAAAAAUAAAGGCACAUUUCAAGAAUUUUUAUCCGAACAGAAUAAUUUCAUUCGCAUUGGACAAGAGGCAAUUUUAAGCAAAGAUUUCCGCUUCUGUCAAAUGGCAUUAUGGGGUGCACUUGUGAAACCAUCGUCAAAAGAAACGUCUUGUAAACAUAUUUUGAAUCAAUUGACCUCAUCUUUACUAACAGCGACUGGAAAUUUAACGACAUCCGUUGGAAACACACUGAGUAAUCCAUUGGGAAUUUUGAAUUUAGGUGCGAAAAAGAAUGCAACUACUUCCGUUCCAUCAAAAAGUGGUGGUAUUCAAGAAAGUCAUGUUGGAAGUUCAUCGAACAAAAAACCAGGUGCAACAUCACAAAAAGGGGGAGGUGGCGGUUUACUUGGUGUACUUUGGAUGCAGAAAUAACCUUUAUUCUGUAUAUGCUUUUGCAUCGUAAAAAUUUGAAUUAGUUUUUCCACAAAAAUUGUUGUGUGACUCCAUUCUUUUAUGUAUUUGUGAUUGAUUGAGUAAAAAAAGUGAAUUUUUAAAAAUAAAAA
Molecule: messenger RNA, 2240 nt
Organism: Contarinia nasturtii (swede midge)
Lineage: Eukaryota; Metazoa; Arthropoda; Insecta; Diptera; Cecidomyiidae
Product: acylcarnitine hydrolase
Exons: 7
Coding region: 52-2109 (685 amino acids)
Biological process (GO): chemical synaptic transmission; presynaptic membrane assembly; modulation of chemical synaptic transmission
Cellular component (GO): cell surface; postsynaptic membrane; synapse
Molecular function (GO): signaling receptor activity; neurexin family protein binding
Source: RefSeq, a predicted model, not a curated record